This is a messenger RNA of Hydra vulgaris (swiftwater hydra), 801 nucleotides long. RefSeq lists its product as uncharacterized. Gene Ontology annotation, biological process: regulation of transcription by RNA polymerase II. The record is from RefSeq and is a predicted model, not a curated record. Gene Ontology annotation, cellular component: nucleus. NCBI's taxonomy places the organism in Eukaryota, Metazoa, Cnidaria, Hydrozoa, Anthoathecata, Hydridae. Gene Ontology annotation, molecular function: protein dimerization activity.
AUGAUAAAAAGUGUUCGCAGAAACGAACAGCCACUGAGCGAUGUCCUCACCACACACAACACAAAAGUUGCUAUGCCAACUCCAGCUGAAAUGGACAAAUUGCAGAGGUUGGAAAAACUCCUAGAACCCUGCAGGUAUGUGACUGAACUUCUGGGUGGAGAAAAGUACGUUUCAUGCUCUGUGGUUCUGCCUGCUUUAUGCCAUCUCUCUCGGGUGAUGGAGAGCUCAGAUGAUGACCCGGCCUAUGUAGUCAAAUUCAAAUCUAUGUUCAGAAUAGAUCUGGAAACACGCAAGGAAAAUGCCAACAUUGCAUAUCUAAAGAUUGCAACCGCAUUGGACCCGAGAUUCAAAGACCUCAAGUGUAUACCUAGAGUUGAGAGAGGUGAGGUGUGGGUCUCAAUCACUAACUUACUCAAGGAACAGAGGGUUAUUGCAGAUGAACCUGUGGAAGCAGCAACAUCAAAGCCAUCAAAGAGAAAAUUUGCUCUAUUGGUUGCUUCAUCAGAGUCUGAUUCUGAACAAGAGGAAGACUCAAUUGAAAACGGUGUGCGUCGGUACAAAGUAGAGCCCACCAUCAGUACAGAGGCCUGUCCAUUACAGUGGUGGUCCAAACAUGCAGGCUCACACAACAGGCUGGCCUCAAUUGCACAGAAGUACUUGGCAACACCUGCAACAUCUGUUCCUUGUGAAAGAUUGUUUUCUCUUGCUGGUCAUAUUGUACAAAAGAAGAGAGUUUCUUUAUCAUCUGAAAAUGUGAAUUACCUUGUUUGUCUUAGUAACUGGCUUGGUGCAGAUGAGUAA